Schistocerca nitens (vagrant locust) is the source of this 395-nucleotide messenger RNA. RefSeq lists its product as uncharacterized. Lineage: Eukaryota; Metazoa; Arthropoda; Insecta; Orthoptera; Acrididae. The transcript is spliced from 3 exons. The record is from RefSeq and is a predicted model, not a curated record. Bases 62 to 382 code for a protein of 106 amino acids.
AACACGUCCGCCGCCGCCCGAGGGUCCAGUAGCAGCCAGCCUGCAUCUAUGACAGCCGCCGAUGAUCCUGUUGACCGCCACUUCACCACGCUGUCGCCGCCGCCAGCACAUCGCGCUGACUCAACUUCAACGUGAUGCCUUCAAAGGUGAAGAAAUUGUGGAUCAUGGGACAACCAGGAAGGUGGUUCUAGAUCUGGAAUCCAUCGUGUAUUGCCUACUUAACAAGAUGUCCUUUUGGCCAAAAGAUUGCUUGGUCAACAGUCUUUUUGAUGUGCUGGUCUGCAACUCAGCAAUUCAGCUAUAUGCUUGUAGCUUCAGGCGCCUGGACUGCAAGUUAGACAAGACCACUACACAACUGGAAUUUAGCGUCAGUCAGCUCUAAUACUCAUCUGUUC